Molecule: messenger RNA, 316 nt
Organism: Trichosurus vulpecula (common brushtail)
Lineage: Eukaryota; Metazoa; Chordata; Mammalia; Diprotodontia; Phalangeridae
Product: small ubiquitin-related modifier 2-like
Exons: 1
Coding region: 1-288 (95 amino acids)
Biological process (GO): protein sumoylation
Cellular component (GO): nucleus
Molecular function (GO): protein tag activity; ubiquitin-like protein ligase binding
Source: RefSeq, a predicted model, not a curated record
AUGGUAGACAAAAAGCUGAAGGAAGGAGUCAAGACUGAAAACAACGACCACAUUAAUUUGAAGGUGGCAGGGCAAGAUGGUUCCGUGGUGCAAUUUAAGAUUAAGAGGCACACACCACUUAGUAAACUAACGAAAGCCUAUCGUGAAAGACAGGGUUUGUCAAUGAGGCAGGUCAGAUUCCGAUUUGAUGGGCAACCAAUCAAUGAAACAGACACACCUGCACAGUUGGAAAUGGAGGAUGAAGAUACAAUUGAUAUAUUCCAGCAGCAGACAGGAGGCGCUUACUAAAAAGAAUCUACAACUCUUCUCCAGAACU